AUGAGGCGCUGGUGCCCCCCUCCCGGCUGGGCCGGGCCGGGACGCGCUGGGGCGCAGGAGCGGGGCCUCCCUGCCUCUCCCUGCGGGGUUUCCGCCUCGGCUCCAGAGGACGAUGGACCGGGAGGGGCUGCUGCCCUCAGGCUGGACGCCAGCGUGUCCCGGGCAGACCUCCUGCUUCUGUUCCGCACAAAGGGCUCCUUGGACAUCACCCAGAGUGUCGACGAUGACCCGCUCCUGGACACGCGGCUCCUCCCACAUCACUCCCUGCAAGCUCACUUCAGACCCAGGUUCCAUCCUCUGCCUACAGUCAUCAUCGCAAACCUCCUCCUGUUCAUACAUGUUGUGUUUGUUAUUUUGGCAUUUUUAACAGGUGUGCUUUGUUCUUACCCUAAUCCGAAUGAGGACAAAUGCCCAGGGAACUAUACCAACCCACUGAAGGUUCAGACGGUUAUAAUCCUAGGGAAGGUCGUUUUGUGGAUUCUGCAUUUACUCCUUGAGCGCUUCAUCCAGUACCAGCACAGCAAGGCGAGAAAGCGAGGCUACAGCACGGUCUACCGCUCCACGAGGCAUCUCAAGGGCCUUGCACUCAUGGUACACUCCUCAGGUAACACGGCGCUCCUCCUUGUCCUGUGCAUACAGCAUUCCUUCCCCGAGCCUGCCAGACUGUACCUUGACCUCCUUCUGGCCAUCCUGGCCCUGGAACUGCUCUGCUCCCUGACGUGUCUGCUCAUUUACACAGUGAGAAUUCAAAAAUUUAAUAGAGCCAAACCACAGCCUGAUGUCCUUGAAGAAGAAAAGGUCUAUGCUUACCCCAGCAAUAUUACCUCAGAGACUGGAUUCAGGACUAUUUCAAGCCUUGAAGAAAUUGUUGAGAAGCAAGGAGACAUAAUAUUAUACCUGAAGCGGCACAAUGCGCUGUUGAGUAAGCGAUUGUUGGCACUCACGUCCUCAGACCUAGGCCCUCAGCCGAACAGAAUGUGAAAGGCUUGUGGUCGGAAAGCAACUGCAGAGGAAUCCUAAGUAAACUAAGACCGUUGACCUGAACAGCUGCUACGGGGAAUGCAGCUUUUGCUGAACUAACAUUUUACAGUUUCUGGUGGAAAUCUGAAUUUGGUUCUUACCUGUGUAGCUGUUUAAUGUAUAGGGCUUGUGAGUCUUAAAAGUAUUCACCUGGAGGGACCAGCAGUUAGCGUAAUGGCUAUGUCGCUGGACUCCCACGUAGUCGACCAUGGUUCGAGUCCCGGACCCGGUGAUUUAAACUCAUGCCGGGC
Tupaia belangeri chinensis (Chinese tree shrew) is the source of this 1271-nucleotide messenger RNA. It is a transcript of the gene TMEM192, whose product is annotated as transmembrane protein 192. Gene Ontology annotation, cellular component: lysosomal membrane; late endosome. Bases 1 to 981 code for a protein of 326 amino acids. The transcript is spliced from 6 exons. Lineage: Eukaryota; Metazoa; Chordata; Mammalia; Scandentia; Tupaiidae. The record is from RefSeq and is a predicted model, not a curated record.